AUGUCCACGACCACGACCACGGCAGCAAGGAGCGAGGAGCGCACAACGAACCAACAUUUCUCCCUUGAUGCUGACGGUAAGGAGGUCGUCGACCUCUCAUUUCAAUCAGAAGGGCUUGGAUUGCCCGCUGAAAAGGGUUACGGCUGGGCUCAGCUCGAAUUUAGCGAAAAGAUUGGCUACGAUUUACGCUACACCAUCACUCGGAAGCUAGGUUGGGGGAAGAACUCCAGCACUUGGCUUGCGUGGAACGAAGUACUCAACAAAUACGUGGCCGUCAAGGUACUGACUGGCCACGCGACAGACCUGCACGAGCGCAAGAUGGCAUGGGAGGAACAGGCACUCAAACGGCUUACAUUCCCCUCUGUAUCAGAGAAUUGCGUUCACAUUUUAGAGUACUUCACGAUGAAAGGCCGCGGCUCAGCAGGUUCUCACCUCUGCUUCACAAUGCCUCUCUACGGGGGCGACGUCAGGUCUCUCAUCCAGUCUCGGACCUCCCCCUUCCCCCUUCCGCUAGUUAAACGUAUCCUCCUACACCUUCUCCGUGGAAUCGCGUUCGCACACGAACGUGGGAUCGUCCAUACGGACCUCAAAUUCGACAAUGUCUUAUUUACAACGCCUGCUACGACUGAAGACAUCGAGAAAUGGAUCCAGGAAGACCCGCCGCGCCGAAACCCCCCAGAACUUUCCAGCGAUGGCGUAGUCAAAUCUGCAGUAUCGCAACCGAUGAAACUACCCUCUGAAGAGGAGGCGCUGCGCGCUACAUAUGUCCUUGCAGACUUUGGCUGUGCUCUCCCUUCCAAACGGCAUGCUCAUUGUAACAUCACACCUGUCCUUUUGAGAGCACCCGAAGUCCUCCUGGGUGGGGAGUGGGAUACACCGGCCGACAUAUGGUCUUUCGGAUGUUUGGCGUACGAACUUAUCACCAACGAAACUCUCUUCCAGUAUAGAACCUACGAUGACUUCGGCUUGACGGAGACUGAGAACCUGCUAUAUCAAAUGAUGUUCCACGCGUGCGAAGAAUUUGAACCGACUCAACUCAGUAUAUGCCCUUUAGCCGGGGAGUACUUCAACAGCAACUGUGAACUGAAGAAGGAGCCGACUCUUGGGCGUUGGCCCAUACAAGAGCUCAUCGCUGAACACAAAAUAUUGUCUGAUGAAGAAUGUUUCGCUGCGGGGGCUUUCGUUCAACGCUGCCUGCGCUUGAACCCCGAAGAUCGUGCUACGGCCAAGGACCUUCUUGAGGAUAAGUGGAUUCGAGGCAUAGAGUAA
Pleurotus ostreatus (oyster mushroom) is the source of this 1269-nucleotide messenger RNA. RefSeq lists its product as uncharacterized. Bases 1 to 1269 code for a protein of 422 amino acids. Gene Ontology annotation, biological process: spliceosomal complex assembly; protein phosphorylation; regulation of mRNA processing. The transcript has 5 exons. Gene Ontology annotation, molecular function: ATP binding; protein kinase activity. The record is from RefSeq and is a predicted model, not a curated record. Lineage: Eukaryota; Fungi; Basidiomycota; Agaricomycetes; Agaricales; Pleurotaceae.